Gongylonema pulchrum is the source of this 786-nucleotide messenger RNA. Lineage: Eukaryota; Metazoa; Nematoda; Chromadorea; Rhabditida; Gongylonematidae. The record is from the annotation of a GenBank genome assembly.
AUGGAAGACGAAGCAAAUUCUCAAUAUGAUCAGUCUUUAACCAUUGAUGCGAACAAUGCACUUUGCAGUAGCGAGAAUGCCGGAUUCUUUCAAAGGGCCAUCGCCCAAAAUCCGAAGCAAUUGUUUUCAGCUGAGCAGCCUCUGGACUUGUCUUCUCAUUCGCAUUAUCACACCGAGCAGAAUCCUCGGUAUCAGAAGGUCUCGGUGCAGAACUAUUUACUGCCUAGUGAGGACUCAGCUAGCAUAGUAACCAAUGAGCAGCAAAACUUGCCGUAUCCACUGUUGCGAAAGGCUCUUCAGCAACCAAGUAAAAUCUCUUACGCUGAAGUAUUACGUCGAAAUUAUUUAAAAACUUCGGAUGUUCAGCAGAAGCUACAAAACAUUUUGUCGACAGCUCAGCUGAGCUUAACCGGACUGGGCGAUGUAGAAACUGAGAUGCCUUCAACUAGCAAGAAUCUCCGGAAAGUCGACAUAGUUUUAGAUAAUUCUGGUUGUAGUGAAAAAAUCGGAUGCAGAGACAAGCAGCUUUUUGAUUCUUCCCCAGAUCUUCCCAAAUCAUCGCUAUUCGAACGGAGUCAUCCUCGUUUUUUGCCAGCAACCGAUCCAGAAGUAGCGCUUGAUCAAGAUCUUAUACAUAUAGUACAGGCAAUCAUGCAGGGUAUAAAGCGGCAAAAGUUCAGUACCAGUUCAUCUUCUGAAGCUGUUUCUGAACCCGGCAGAGCAACUUAUUCAUGGGACGCAGCAGAUACGAAUAUCUCUGAUCAAGAAAAUAUUCAAAAUUGGUAA